Messenger RNA from Parascedosporium putredinis, 420 nucleotides. Lineage: Eukaryota; Fungi; Ascomycota; Sordariomycetes; Microascales; Microascaceae. The record is from the annotation of a GenBank genome assembly.
AUGUUCCGCUCCGCGCUUCUUAGGACCGCUCCCGCUCUCCGCAGCGUCGCCGCCAGGCCUGCCGCCUCCUCGGCUAGGUUUAUCAGCGUCGCUGCCUACAGGCCAGUUGUCAUGGCGCCUUCGCGCUCUAGCAUCCUCGCCGUCAGGUACUACUCCGCGGGUGGCUCUCUGAACAAGGAGGAGGUCGAGGGAAGGAUCAUGUCUCUGCUCCAGGGCUUCGAUAAGGUCAACAACCAAGAAAACAUUAAGCCCACCGCUCACUUCUCCAACGACCUCGGCUUGGACAGCCUUGACACCGUCGAGGUCGUCAUGGCUAUCGAGGAGGAGUUCAGCAUCGAGAUUCCUGACAAGGAGGCCGACGCCAUCCACUCCGUCGAGCAAGCGGUGGAGUACAUCCUCCGACAGCCCGAUGCCAACUAA